This is a messenger RNA of Nicotiana tabacum (common tobacco), 397 nucleotides long. Its product is annotated as large ribosomal subunit protein eL34-like. Gene Ontology annotation, biological process: translation. Gene Ontology annotation, cellular component: ribosome. Lineage: Eukaryota; Viridiplantae; Streptophyta; Magnoliopsida; Solanales; Solanaceae. Gene Ontology annotation, molecular function: structural constituent of ribosome. The record is from RefSeq and is a predicted model, not a curated record.
CCUUCUUCACUUCCUCUUCUGUUCGAGCCUCAAGAGAGAGAGAGAGAGAGAGACAGAGAGAGAGAGAGGGGUUCCGAAGAUGGUGCAGCGACUCACUUACCGGAAGCGCCACAGCUAUGCCACCAAAUCCAACCAGCACCGUGUCGUCAAAACCCCUGGUGGGAAGCUGAUUUACCAGAGUACCAAGAAGCGGGCUAGUGGUCCUAAGUGUCCUGUAACUGGAAAGAGGAUUCAGGGGAUUCCUCACUUGAGACCAGCCGAGUAUAAGAGAUCCAGAUUAUCUAGGAACAGGAGGACUGUGAACCGUCCCUAUGGUGGAGUAUUGUCUGGAAGUGCAGUAAGGGAGAGGAUUAUUCGAGCUUUCUUGGUGGAAGAGCAGAAAAUUGUGAAGAAGGUU